AUUUUAUUUUCUAAAUAAAUAUUUCCAUUGUCCUUUUUAGUUUCACUUUUUCAGAUUAAAAAUCACUUUCUUCUUCUUCUUCAUUGUUUCCCUCUCCUUUUACUCUCGACCGGAGAUUCAGUAAACCACCUUCCCGGAGAUGGGAAAAUACAUUAAGAAGUCAAAAGUCGCCGGAGCCGUUUCCGUUAAGGAUAUCUCUCACCCAACCACUCUCCGUUUCCGUACCAGAUCCCCCGCUGCCAAAAACCUCGCCCUCUACCGUCUCCGUUCUCAUUCCAACGAAGCAGACUCUUUAAACUACCUCCAGCUCCGGAGCCGCCGUCUCAUGAAGCUUCCAUUACUCGCCAAUACUAGGAAACAGCUCACACAGUGUGUCAAUCAAUGUCAAACGAGAAACCCUAGGGCUAAAUCCGGUCCGGCGAAGAAAUCAGAAGCGGAGACGACGACGAUGGAAGAAGCUUGUGGUGAUAAUGAGAGAAUAUCUAGGUCUGAUUGUAAUUUUGGAGAUAAAGGUUUUGAUUUGGAAUCAGAAAACAGGAGCAUGAUAAGAGACUCAAAAGCUAUACAAAGUGAGAUUGAAGACUUCUUUGCUAACGCAGAGGAGCAACAACAGAGAUUCUUCAUUCAAAAGUACAACUUUGACAUUGUCUCGGACAAUCCAUUGCCUGGACGUUACGAAUGGGUCUGAUGCCAUGAAGAUGAGAAGUGAGUCGUUUUCGAUGUAAAGUUGUGUGCUUUAGGAAACAUCUGUGUUGGAACAGAGGAGAUGGAAAAUUGCACACAGACUAACUUGUGGGGUUUUUUAGGGUUGGUGUAUAACUUGUUAGUCAAGAAUAAUGUAAUGUUAAUCUCUCUCAUUUGCAACUAAAUAAUGUCUAAUUUUACUGCCAAGUUACUUGAAUUAGUAUUGUAAAUCUCUCCUUUGUUCUUUA
Messenger RNA from Arabidopsis lyrata subsp. lyrata, 932 nucleotides. Its product is annotated as cyclin-dependent kinase inhibitor 5. The coding region runs from base 140 to 688 and encodes 182 amino acids. Gene Ontology annotation, biological process: negative regulation of cyclin-dependent protein serine/threonine kinase activity. Gene Ontology annotation, cellular component: nucleus. The record is from RefSeq and is a predicted model, not a curated record. The transcript is spliced from 3 exons. Gene Ontology annotation, molecular function: cyclin-dependent protein serine/threonine kinase inhibitor activity. Lineage: Eukaryota; Viridiplantae; Streptophyta; Magnoliopsida; Brassicales; Brassicaceae.